Messenger RNA from Rhagoletis zephyria (snowberry fruit fly), 1059 nucleotides. NCBI's taxonomy places the organism in Eukaryota, Metazoa, Arthropoda, Insecta, Diptera, Tephritidae. The record is from RefSeq and is a predicted model, not a curated record.
AUGUCUGAAGACGACAAGGACUCGCUGGACUUUUCCAUGGGCUCGAAGGCCUUUGCCGUGCCCGAUGCAGAGCUCAUUCAGUUGAUUCUCGGCGAAGAUGGUGCCGCCGCUGGUGGCGGUGCUGGUGGGGCCGGCGAAAAGAAGAAGGAAAAGAAAAAGUCCAACGAAGGUGGGGUGGGAGGUGCCACUGCCGCUGGCUCAAAGCAGAAGAAGAGCCCUGAAGGUACGGCGGACAUUAACAAGAAGCAGAAGGUGGCCCACGCCACGGGCACCGACAGUACCGUCACGACUCCUUCUAUCAGCGGAAGUAAUCUUUCCGACGCCCCCUCGACGACCCUCAGUGGCAUCAACUCGGCCAACCCCAGCUAUCAGGGCGCUGGUUCCACCGCUGUCCCUCCACGUCACACUAACAUGCACAGUGCCGGCGGUGCUAGUGCCGGCGGAUCUCCUCGUGGAGCCUCUCCCUUGGUCUCGCCAAAUAAGCCAGCCAAUCCGUACGACAAUCCGUACUGUGUGCCGAAGAAGGGCGUAGGUGCUGGAAGUGGUACUGCAAUCACUGGUGGUGGUGGAGGAGGAAGUGCCAGCGGUUCGGGAAUUGCCAGCGGUGCUGCUGGCAGUGCCUCUGCCUCCACUACCUCUGCUCCCGCUUCGGUUGCUUCCGCUUCCGCCUCUGCCUCAUCGAAUGUGGCCACCUCAAAGGUGAGCAGCGUCGGCGGAGGCUCUGCCGUCGCCUCUGACUUUGGCGGCAGUGGCGUUGCCUCGGUCUUCUCCGGUGCCAGCGGCUCCACCGCCGGUCUGAGCACUGCUGGCACCUCCGCCCUCAGCCAGUCCAAUGCGGGCAGUUCGGCACUGGGCUCAGGGGUGGGCGGCCCUUCAGUGGCGUCCAGCAGCAGUGCUGCUAGUGGUGUUCGCAGUGCUCGAAGCGCCAGCAAGGAGUCGGUGGGCAGCAAACAGAAGGCACGCCAGCUGAAGCACUGCAAAAAGUCAAAGGCCUCUGUGGUGCCCACCAAAAAGAACUCGCUGAGCAAGGGCCUCGAGGACGGGUCUGCUAGCAAGUGA